AUGGUAGGACACGAAGAGAAGGUUGAGGAAGAUGCCGCUGAACUCAAAUUCCCUAAAGGUAUGGUUGUUAACUCUAAUUUAUCUUUUUUUUGUCUUUAGAGUUUGAAGUUGUUGGUUGUGAUGCGUUAAUGAUCUCUGAGGUGUUCCUACUCCUUGACCAUCGUAGAAAACAAAGUGAGGAGAAAGAAGAGAUCGAGGACAUGAGCGAGGCGUUUCUCCAGACCCUAAACUAUGCCAGAAGGUUCUCAAAAUUCAAGAGUCGUGAGACCAUUCGAGCCGUUCGAGUGUAAGAUAAUUUUUCUUUGUUUUAUUCCAUUUUUAGUAUCUUCACUGGUCGAAAUCAACUGCACAAGUUUGAGGUUGCCCAGCUAGCCAAUUUAUGCCCUGAAACUGCGGAAGAAGCGAAGGCGUUGAUCCCCAGGCAAGUAUAAUAUUAUUUUUUCUUUUAAAUUUUGGUAAAAGAUGUCUAAGAACUUGGUUUCAGUUUGGAGAACAAGAUGGAAGACGACGAGCUUGAAGAUCUUCUCAAAUCCCUCACAACUAAGAAGACUUUCCAAUGA
Molecule: messenger RNA, 560 nt
Organism: Bursaphelenchus xylophilus (pine wood nematode)
Lineage: Eukaryota; Metazoa; Nematoda; Chromadorea; Rhabditida; Aphelenchoididae
Source: the annotation of a GenBank genome assembly